Messenger RNA from Podospora pseudocomata, 717 nucleotides. RefSeq lists its product as uncharacterized. Lineage: Eukaryota; Fungi; Ascomycota; Sordariomycetes; Sordariales; Podosporaceae. Bases 1 to 549 code for a protein of 182 amino acids. Gene Ontology annotation, molecular function: carbon-sulfur lyase activity. The transcript has a single exon. The record is from RefSeq and is a predicted model, not a curated record.
AUGAGUUCCGAAUCCAAGACCUUCCCUUUCCCAAUUCCGACCUCGAUCACGGGAGGUUGCCUCUGCGGCUCGGUCCGCUACCGCGUCACCUUCCCACCUGACCACGACUUCCUCCGCUUCUCACAAACCUGCCAAUGCACCCAAUGCCGAAAGCAAACGGGUUCCCUCUUCUUUGCUGAGCAUGUCAUUGCUCCAGCUUCCACCGCCUUCACCUUGACUAAUAAAGAGAAUCCCACUCUCAAGCAUUACAGCACCAGUCCAAAGGCAUACAGAUGGUUUUGCUCAAACUGUGGCUCGUUUCUCUAUUGGCAACCACUCGACAACGAGAAGGAUUACAUCUGCUUGGCGGUGGGGAGCAUCGAUCAGGUGUAUCUUGCAGGUGGUGAGAAUGAUGAAGGUGUGCCGAAGGAGGGAUAUGGGCUGGCGCUUGUGGGUGGGGGAGGCGAGCAUCUCUUUUGCCAGAAUGAGAUCAAGGGCGUGACGGAUGAUAUUCCGCUGUUGGGCAGGAAGAGAGGGACGAGAGUUAUGGAUGGGGGUGAGUCGGCCUAGAGGGAUAUCCUUCACUCGGAUGCUUGUACAGCAGCCAUAUUUUAUGUAGUGUGAUGUUAGGUUCCCUCCAUGUUAUUCAAACUGGUCAGACACAAAACUGUUGAUUAUAUAAGAGCCAUUCAUUGCGCUUACUAUCAAACUUCUUGCUCUUUCCAAAAAUCCUAUCCC